Messenger RNA from Ceratotherium simum simum (southern white rhinoceros), 1849 nucleotides. RefSeq names its product phosphatidylserine synthase 2 (gene PTDSS2). NCBI's taxonomy places the organism in Eukaryota, Metazoa, Chordata, Mammalia, Perissodactyla, Rhinocerotidae. The record is from RefSeq and is a predicted model, not a curated record. Gene Ontology annotation, molecular function: L-serine-phosphatidylethanolamine phosphatidyltransferase activity. Gene Ontology annotation, biological process: phosphatidylserine biosynthetic process.
CAAUGCAGCGCCCACCCUUUCCUCGCCGGCUCCGCCCUUGCUCUCCGGAGACCCCGCGGAGAGAGCGCCGCGACCCCUUCCCGGCGCUCCCCGCGCCGUGCGCGGCGCGCUCUCGCGGUGACCUGUUGUGCGUGGGGUCAGCGCGCGGGGCGGAGCGGCGGGCCGGGGAGCCAUGCGGAGGGGCGAGCGCAGGGGUGCCGGGGGGCCGCGGCCAGGGUCCCCGGUGCCCGCGGGCAAGGCCUCGCUGGAGGAGCCGCCGGACGGCGCACCCGCGGGCCGAGCGCCCGGGCCGGGCCGCCGCAGCACGGAGUCCGAGGUCUACGACGACGGCACCAACACCUUCUUCUGGCGGGCCCACACCCUGACUGUGCUCUGCAUCCUCACCUGUGUGCUGGGCUACGUGACGCUGCUGGAGGAGACCCCGCGGGACACGGCCUACAACACCAAGAGAGGUAUUGUGGCCAGUAUUUUGGUUUUCUUAUGUUUUGGAGUCACACAAGCUAAAGACGGGCCAUUUUCCAGACCUCAUCCAGCUUACUGGAGGUUUUGGCUCUGUGUGAGUGUGGUCUACGAGCUGUUCCUCAUCUUCAUACUCUUCCAGACCGUUGAGGACGGCCGCCAGUUUCUGAAGUACGUCGACCCCAGGCUGGGGGUCCCGCUGCCGGAGAGGGACUACGGGGGGAACUGCCUCGUCUACGACGCAGACAACGAGAGCGACCCCUUCCACAACAUCUGGGACAAGCUGGAUGGCUUCGUGCCUGCGCAUUUUCUUGGCUGGUACCUGAAGACCCUGAUGAUCCGCGACUGGUGGAUGUGCAUGAUCGUGAGCGUGAUGUUCGAGUUCCUGGAGUACAGCCUGGAGCACCAGCUGCCCAAUUUCAGCGAGUGCUGGUGGGACCACUGGAUCAUGGACGUGCUUGUCUGCAAUGGGCUGGGCAUCUACUGCGGCAUGAAGACCCUUGAGUGGCUGUCCCUGAAGACAUACAAGUGGCAGGGUCUCUGGAACAUCCCGACCUACAAGGGGAAGAUGAAGCGGAUCGUCUUCCAGUUCACGCCCUACAGCUGGGUCCGCUUCGAGUGGAAGCCCGCCUCCAGCCUGCGCCGCUGGCUGGCCGUGUGCGGCAUCAUCCUAGUGUUUCUGUUGGCAGAGCUGAACACCUUCUACCUGAAGUUCGUGCUGUGGCUGCCUCCCGAGCACUACCUGGUCCUCCUGCGGCUGGUCUUCUUUGUGAACGUGGGUGGCGUGGCCAUGCGGGAGAUCUACGACUUCAUGGACGACCCGAAGCUCCACAAGAAGCUGGGCCAGCAGGCCUGGCUGGUGGCGGCCAUCACGGCCACGGAGCUGCUCAUCGUGGUCAAGUACGACCCGCACACGCUCACGCUCUCGCUGCCCUUCUACGUCGCCCAGUGCUGGGUGCUCGGCUCCGUGCUCCUGCUCACCUGGACCGCCUGGCGCUUCUUCCUGCGGGACAUCACCCUGAGGUACAAGGAGACCCGGCGGCAGAAGCAGCAGAGCAGAGGCGACCAGGGCAGAGACAUUGGCAACAUGGAUGGUCACCUGCCUGGGCUGGACGACCCCCUGCCUGGGCCGGACGACCCCCCGGGACCCGGGGAGGCCGAGAGGGAGGGGCGCCGGCUCUGAACUGACGCUGUGCCUUGGACCCACUGGGCGCCCAGGCCUGCCGUCCCCUUCAUCCUCCAUGGGGUUCCCACCAGGAGCCUCCCUGCGGGCCUUGGCCUCGCAGUUUUAUCUUCCUUUUCUCCCGUGCACACAGCAGGGCACUGAGAGGAGGGGGUGAAGGGGGUCCCCUUCCCGGGCUUGUGCAUGUGGCAUCUGAACACGUGUGUG